AUGACGUCAACUCCUUCACUUUUCAUCGCUGGCGAUGCUCCUCUCUACCUCUUUCUGUCUCCACCAGAUACAACGCCACGAGUCGACUGGGUGCGAGGUGGCUCAAGUUUCGUAAAUCGCCUUUUGACAGGCUCCACUGGAAAUGGUUCGAAAUUCCGCGCACAUGGUCCAGACCUCUCCCCCAGAGAACAUCAAGAUCUACAUGCAAUCAUCAAACUGAAACUCAUUGCCGCCGAUGAAAAGGAACCCAGCAGAUUGUCGCUUCACAGUGAGCAGUGUCUUGAAGCGAAGCCACGUGGGCAUUUGCCCAGUGGAUCUUUACCUAGCGGCGACAGCGAGAGCUCAGUCUACAUAUUCCAGGAUGCACGCGCAUAUGCACAGUUCGACGAACAGGAUACAGAGAGGGCCAUAGAAUUUUUUAAUCGGAUCCGCCCACGCUAUAUCGUUUACCACAUGUUGCAGCCUCUUUGCACUGGGGAACUUUGGAACUGCAUCCGCACUGGCCCUCGCAAUUCCGAAAACACCAACCAACCUGAACGCGUAAUCCUUGUUGUUUCAGCUGAGGAUCUUCGCGCAGAAGGGAUCGAGCUCUCUUACGGCCUCUCUUGGGACAGGACCUGCGAGGAUUUUGUAGCUCAACUAGGGUCAGUAGGGAAGCUUGUCACGCUUGCGACAGCUGCACAUUUGAUUGUUCUCUUUGGGUGCGAUGGUGUUAUCUACCACCGCGGAGACCGAAUUUCGAGACCAAGACUGUUUUUUGAUCCGUUGAGAGCUGAGGGCGAAUUCAAGAAGCAAUACUCAGGUGACAUUCCGGGAGUCGCGGAGGCAUUCAUCGCAGGUUUCUCUAAAGAGUUCGCCGCAAAUGGAAAUUGGAACAUGGAGGAAAGUAUAGAAGAGGGGCUGCGAACUGCCAGGCGUCUGGUGAAGAAUGGCUUAGCACUAAGUUGUACACCCCAAGAUGUAUACAACAUCGAAGAGAUUAUGGGACAUAAUAGCUCUCCACAAGAUGAAAAAGAGAAAUUGCUGCGCUUUUCAAUACCCUCCGAUGUCAUCAGCAAAGGACGACCGGAGUGGUCCAUUCUGGAACAAGUUGUCGGCCAGCCGGAGGAAAUAGCCCGUCUUAUCGUCACAAAGGGCAUUCAAGCAGACAGCAUUGAGGUUCCUCUUGCACGCUUCAAUCGCCUAGUGCUCUUCGAUCGCAAGGAGAUCGAGCUCUUUCGUGGUCUCUCCAAUUCUCUCGCCCAAUACCUAGCUGCACCCCAGCACCGUCCUCUACACAUUGGUAUCUUUGGCCCCUCAGGCUCUGGGAAGUCGUUCGCUGCACGUCAGGUCGCCGAAGCUGCAUCGAGAGGGCGGAAUGUGCGCCACCUUCAUUUCGAUCUGAGUCAAUUUGUGGAUGCAAAUGGUUUAGUGGAAGCCUUCCAUGAAGUAAGAGACUGUACACUUGGGGGAUACAUACCCCUAGUCUACUUUCGGGCUUUUGACACCGAUUCUCACCCUUCCAUCGUCGACUGGCUUCCACAUCUCCUGGGUCCUAUGGCUAGUGGCAGCUUCUCUGUCAUGGGCGGGGUGGCUCGGCCCAUUGGAACGGCUGUAUUUUUCUUUGGAAUAACAGGUUUCAAAACGAAAGAAGACUUGAAGAAAAAGCCGAUGUCAGAUUUCCUCGGUCGUCUCCAUGGCUUCGUCAAUAUGGUCGGCCCAAAUCAAGUGAACGAGGGCCACGGACAGGAUGGGUUGUACCCUGUUCGACGCGCAGUCGUGAUAAGAACACUUCUUGAGGAACGGGAGGAAAAGCUAAGGUCUGGGCAGGCUAUCGAGAUCGACAACAGCGUCCUCAAUGGUCUUCUCCUGACACCACAAUAUCGCCAAGGCAUACACUCAAUGAAAUCCAUCAUCUCCAUGUCACGGCUCAACAAUUGCACCAAGUUCGAACGGGCAGCCCUACCGGCUGAAUCACAGAUCGAUCUGUUCGUCGACUACCAGGACUGGGCGGCUUAUAUGUGCGGCGUUCGCCUUCCAGUGGAUAUACGUGAACAGCUAGCCGAAAAGCUUCAUGAUAUGUAUCAGAAGCACAUCGAUAAAGCAGGCUCGGACCAACAGAAACAAAACCUCGUACCCUGGUCCCGACUCCGGGAAGAAUUCAAAGAAUCUUCGCGCGCACACGCAGAAUCGAUACCGAGCAAGUUGCGUCUGAUCUCUUGCUUCCUGGGCUUGGCUUCAGCACAACCCGAUCGGAAGCCGGUGGAACAGCUCUCCAAACUCGAGGUAGAAGUUUUAGCUAAAGCCGAGAAAAGCAGGUGGAAUGAGGAACGGUUAGCGAAGCAAUGGAGGAAGGGAGAAGAAAGAUCGGCGGAUCAGAGGACAUCCCCAUUCUUGAUCCCAUGGGACGAUUGCACAGAAGCGGUGAAGGAGAUCGAUCGAGCAAUGGUAGCCGUCUAUCCCAGUGACAAGUUCCUUCCCUCUACAUACAGAGUGUAUAGAAUGAAGCAGGUGUAG
Molecule: messenger RNA, 2496 nt
Organism: Alternaria alternata
Lineage: Eukaryota; Fungi; Ascomycota; Dothideomycetes; Pleosporales; Pleosporaceae
Exons: 1
Coding region: 1-2496 (831 amino acids)
Source: RefSeq, a predicted model, not a curated record